AUGAGUAUCUUACUAGUAUUGAUAUGUGUUUUUGCGUUUUCGUAUGCAGUCCCGCUAGGAAAUAAUGAGGAUUAUUCUGGAUAUUCGGUCUACUCCGUUAAUCUUCGUGAUCGAUCAGACCAGCUGGUUCUUUUAAAUCUGCAAGUAGAAUUAAACGUUGAUUUAUGGGACCAUGGCGCACCAGAUCUCCGUAACGCAUUGGUCAUGGUGUCUCCUGAGAAUAAGCUAAAAUUCUUGGACACAUUAGAAGAUAAUGGUAUAAACCAUCAACUCCAUCUUGCUGAUGUUGCCCUAUUUCUCAAAGCAUACGACACACACGUAACUAGUUGGAAACAAAGUAGGACUAAUAGGAUGCCGUUUGAAGACUACCCGAGAUACGCUGAGGUUGACGCGUAUAUGGAGAGAUUAGCUCGAGAAUAUCCAAGCUUAGUGACGCUGGUGAAUGCGGGAGACAGCUUCGAAGGUCGUGCUAUCAAGUAUUUAAAGAUAUCAACUACAAACUUUUCCAACACUAGCAAACCGAUUUACUUCCUCGAUGCAACGCUGCACGCGCGAGAGUGGGUGACAGUUCCUGUCGCUUUGUACUCUAUCCACCGUCUAGUAGAGAAUCUGAGAGAUCAGGAUCGAGACCUCCUAGAAAACAUUGACUGGAUCGUGUUGCCUAUCGCCAAUCCUGAUGGUUAUGAAUACAGCCACACUGAUGACCGUCUUUGGCGCCGUACUCGGUCUUACAACGCAGAGGUCAGCACAGAAUGUUGGGGCGUCGACGCGAACAGAAACUUCGACGUUAACUUCAACACCAUUGGCGUUUCAUCUGAUCCUUGCUCCAACGUGUACCCAGGCCACGUCGCAUUCUCUGAACCAGAGACACGAUACGUCAGAGACAUUCUUCUGGAAAAUAUAGACCGCUUGCAAUUGUAUCUGAAUAUUCACAGUCAUGGAAACUAUCUUCUAUUCGGAUUUGGUAACACAACUCUACCUGCCAAUGUUGCUCAGUUACAUCACGUUGCGGCUGCGAUGGGAGCAGCUAUUGAUGUAAAGAAACUGCCCAUUGCUCCUUAUUAUUUAAUUGGAAACAGUAAUCUAGUUCUGUACGGGAGCUCGGGAAGUGCUCAGGAUUACGGACAGGAGGUAGGCGUACCUUUUUCCUAUACUCUGGAGUUACCUGGUUACGGGUAUAGUUUCGUUGUUCCACCUCAAUAUAUUGAUCAAAUAAACACGGAAACCUGGGAAGGCAUCGCUUCGUCAGCUCGGCUCGCAAACUUGUAUUAUAGAGCGAGAAAUCGUGCUUGAUACUUGAGGAAUACAAGAAGCAGAACAAACCUUAGUGUUCCUUUAGCGUUUA
Messenger RNA from Vanessa atalanta (red admiral), 1345 nucleotides. RefSeq names its product carboxypeptidase B-like. Bases 1 to 1293 code for a protein of 430 amino acids. The record is from RefSeq and is a predicted model, not a curated record. The transcript is spliced from 7 exons. Gene Ontology annotation, molecular function: metallocarboxypeptidase activity; zinc ion binding. NCBI's taxonomy places the organism in Eukaryota, Metazoa, Arthropoda, Insecta, Lepidoptera, Nymphalidae. Gene Ontology annotation, biological process: proteolysis.